Messenger RNA from Sphaerodactylus townsendi, 8306 nucleotides. RefSeq names its product CAP-Gly domain containing linker protein 1 (gene CLIP1). The record is from RefSeq and is a predicted model, not a curated record. Gene Ontology annotation, molecular function: microtubule plus-end binding. The transcript has 25 exons. Gene Ontology annotation, cellular component: nucleus; cytoplasm; microtubule plus-end. NCBI's taxonomy places the organism in Eukaryota, Metazoa, Chordata, Lepidosauria, Squamata, Sphaerodactylidae. Gene Ontology annotation, biological process: positive regulation of microtubule polymerization; cytoplasmic microtubule organization. The coding region runs from base 246 to 6743 and encodes 2165 amino acids.
AGCGCCGACGUCGACGCCUUCUUCCCCUUCCCGCCCCCUGGAAGCCGGGGAGGGACGAGGAAGGAGGCGCCGCCGCCGCCGCCGCCGCAGCCACGGAGGGGAAGACGGAGCCGGCGGCGCUGAGGGACGCCCAGCAGCGGUUUAACCCAAAGGCAAGCAGCAUAGAAGACCACACUGCAUCCAUGUGCGGGAAGAGAUAGUUACUGCAGUCAGAAGGGAUAAAGCACCGACAGCGAAAGAAAAAGAUGAGUACGUUAAAACCAAGUGGGCUUAAGGCUCCCACCAAGAUCAGCAAGCCUGGAAUUGCAAUUCUGAAGUCAGCGGCAUCUGUCGCUGCUGCUCCUUCAGAAAAGGCAUCAGCCAGCGAGAAGGUAUCAAGCGCACCUACGUCAGAAGCACCGGAAGAGUUUGUGGAUGACUUCCGAAUUGGAGAACGUGUUUGGGUCAAUGGGAAUAAGCCUGGCUUUAUUCAGUUCUUGGGAGAGACACAGUUUGCUCCAGGACAAUGGGCAGGGAUUGUGUUGGAUGAAUCAAUAGGCAAGAACGACGGCUCUGUGGCUGGAGUUCGCUAUUUCCAGUGUGAGCCCUUAAGGGGAAUCUUCACGAGACCAUCUAAGCUAACAAGGAAAGUGGUGGCGGAGGAUGAAGCCAACGGUACGCAGGCAUCGCAUGCUUCUAGAGCCACUUCGCCAACUUCUAUGUCAGCAGCCAGCCUUGUGUCUUCACCCUCAGUGGCAGCCCACCUCCCACCGGCAGGAAUUCCCCACAAAGCCUCUCCUCCUGCUGCUGCUAAGGAGCACCCGGUUUCUCAAAUUAGUAAUCUUUCCAGAACGGCAAGUGAAUCUAUAUCUAAUCUUUCUGAAGCUGGCUCGCUGAAGAAAGGAGAAAGGGAGCUCAAAAUGGGAGACAGGGUUCUGGUUAGUGGUACGAAAGCUGGAGUUGUGCGCUUCCUGGGGGAGACUGACUUUGCUAAGGGAGAAUGGUGUGGAGUUGAAUUAGAUGAACCGCUGGGGAAGAACGACGGAGCCGUGGCUGGAACCAGGUACUUCCAGUGCCAACCCAAAUAUGGCUUGUUUGCCCCUGUCCAUAAAGUCACCAAGAUUGGCUUCCCCUCCACCACGCCGGCAAAAGCCAAGACGGCCGUCAGGAAAAUCAUUGCAACUCCCUCCAGCCUGAAACGCAGCCCAAGUGCCUCCUCCCUCAGCUCUCUGAGUUCCGUGGCUUCAUCUGUAAGCAGCAAGCCAAGCCGUACAGGACUACUGACAGAAACAUCUUCUCGGUAUGCAAGAAAGAUCUCGGGUACCACUGCUCUUCAGGAGGCACUGAAAGAAAAACAGCAGCAUAUAGAGCAACUACUUGCCGAGAGAGACCUGGAAAGAGCCGAGGUUGCCAAGGCUACCAGUCACGUUGGGGAAAUAGAGCAGCAGCUGGCAUUGGCACGAGAUGGGCAUGAUCAGCGUAUACUGGAAAUGGAAGCGAAGAUGGACCAAUUGCGGGCCUUGGUUGAAGCUGCCGAUAGAGAGAAAGUAGAACUGCUUAACCAGUUGGAAGAGGAAAGAAGGAAGGUUGAAGACCUCCAGUUCCGGGUAGAAGAAGAAUCCAUUACCAAAGGCGACUUAGAGGUGGCUACUGUCUCUGAAAAGUCUCGCAUCAUGGAACUAGAAAGAGAUUUGGUACUGAGAGCGCAAGAAGUAAUGGAGUUGCGAGCCAGACUAGAGUCCUGUAAGCCCAUCAGUAAUGUGGACACAUCUCUCUCCCUGUUGCAAGAAAUCAGCACUCUGCAAGAAAAGAUGGCGUCGCUAAGUAAGGAACACGAAGGUGAGAUGAAGUCACUGAAAGAGAAGCUUGGGAUCAGUGAGGAGUCUUAUCAGAAGGAAAUCAAAACCUUGCUGGCAUCAAAUGAGAAAAUGGCAAAGGAAAGUGAGUCACUGAGAGCAAAGUUGGAUGCUGCCAGCAAGGAGAACUUGGAGGUGAUUGAGCAGUGGAAAGCCAAGCUGCAGUCGGCGAUAGUGUCCCACCAGCAAGCCAUGGAAGAGCUGAAGACCUCUUUCAGCAAGGGGGUUGGGGCUCAGAUGGCUGAAUUUGCGGAGCUCAAGACCCAGGUUGAGAAGAUGAGAGUGGAUCAUCAGAACGAAACAUCAAACCUGAAACAGAAACAAGAAAACGAGAGGUUGCAUCACCAGAAGGAGAUGGAAGCUCUGAAACUGAGGUUGCUGGGAGUCACGGAGGAGAAGGAGAAGAGCUUGGAAACCUUGAAGACCAAGUUGGAAAGUGCUGAAGAUCAACACCUGGUGGAAAUGGAAGACACUCUAAACAAGCUGCAGGAAGCUGAAAUAAAGGUAAAGGAGCUGGAGGGUUUCCAGGCCAAGUGCAAUGAACAAGCCCAGGCAAUCGGUGAAUUUACAGCAAAGGUGAAAGCUGCGGAAGCAGAGCUGUUGGAACUCGAUGCCCUUCGGAAGGCUGGUUCAGAAGGUAAACUGGAGCUGGAGAAACUUAGCCAGGAGCUCAAAGCAGCUGAGAAAAAGAUUCAGAAUUUAGAGAACGAAAGGAAUAAUGAAAGUAGCCAGGUUUGGAUUUGGUGUUUUCCAAGCAUUCAAAAAGCCUGUCCUGAGAAUUCAUCAAAUGGACUGAUCAGAAUGGCUGAAAAAGGCAGCUAUUUUUUAAAAUAUCCACUAUCCAUUGGCAUCACUUUGAAAGGAAAAUUUACUAAGGCUGCAGAUGAAGCAGAAAGCGUGCAAAAAUCUAUGCAAGAAACUGUUGAAAAACUAAACCAAAAAGAACAGCAAUUUGCACUCAUGUCAUCUGACCUAGAUCAACUAAGAGCUACCUUGACAACCAUGGAGAAGAAACUGAAAGAAAGGGAAGAUAGAGAACGGCAGCUGAUUGAGGCCAAAUCCAAACUUGAAAACGAAAUUGCAGAAAUAAUUAAAUCCUCAGGAGAUAGUUCUUCUCAGCUGAUGAAGAUGAACGAUGAGCUGCGGUUAAAAGAGAAACAGCAAGAGGAACUACAGCUUCAGCUCACCAAGGCAAAUGAAAGAGCUGCCCAGCUGCAGGAAAGCAUGGAGCAAGCCGCCCGUCAAGCUGCAGAGGGGCAACGAGAUGCACAGAAAGACCAUCAGGCCGAGCAGAAAAAGUUACAGGACCAGUUAAGCAGUUUGGAGAAGAAAAUUGCAGCUAGCCAAAAUCAGUACAAGGAGUUACAAGCAACGCAUGAAAAAAUACAGUCUGAGGUGGCUGCCAAGCACAGUGUAGCCAUCAAAGAUCUUAAACAGCAUCUUCAGGAAACAGAGCAGAGGUUGGCAAAGGCACAAAAAACGUGCAGCGAUUUGAACACGCAGGUGGAGGAAUUAAAAAAGGAAGCAGAGCAUGCAAAGUCCUUAACCUCUAUGUUAGCUACAGCCAGGAAAGAGAUUGAACUAAUGACAGACGAGAUGAGGGCUUUGAUAUCAGAGAAGGAGUCCCUGGCGCAGGAGGGGAAUGCUUUAAAGUUAGAAAAAGGUUCCUUGUUAUCAAAACUUGUAGAGUUGGAGUCCAAAGUUGGGUUGUUAAAACAAGAUCAGGAAAACCUGUGGACAGUGAACGAAGAGCUCAACUUAGAGAACAAAAGAAUCUUGAAGGAGAAACAAGAAGCCGAAUACAAAACUCAGCAGGAAAAAGCAAAGCACGGCGAGCUGCUUUCUGAGAAAGAAAAGUUGCUCUCGGAAAUAGAGGCGGCCCAGGACGAUCUCCUUAAGAUCACCAGAGAGAACGAUGCUCUGCGCACGGCGAAGGCAACUCUUCUACAGCAGGGGGAUGAGCUCCAGGCACACAACAAGGCCUUGGCUCAGGAAUGCCAGAUGCACGUCCACCAAAGGGAAGAACUGGAAGACUGCCAGAGGAAGCUGCAGAAGGAGAAUGCUGUCCUCCUCAAAGGCAAAGACGACGUCAUUCAGAAGCUGAAGAAUUCCUACGAAGACAUGGCCAGAGAUCAAAAGGAGCUCCUCCAGGACAUCUCCGCGCUGACUGCCGAGAGGGACUCUCUGUUGGCGAAACACUCAAAUCUUGAAAACAAAGAUGUGGCUUUGAGAAAGGAAGUAGACCACCUGAGGCAAACUAGUCAGGAUCUCCAGCUGGACAAGGAGGCCCUCUUGAGAAGUCAGGAGGAGCUGCGUAGAAGCCUGGAGCAGGCUCUGGAUGAAAAGCAGAAGCUUGGUGGGAAAGUAGAAGGCCUGCAGGCUGACCUGGAAGGGGCACAUAAAGAGCUCAGGAAGGUCACCAAAGACAAUGUGCAGCUGCAGGCCUCUCGUUCAAGCCUUUCAGAGCUGCUGGAGGAGAUUAAGGCCAGCAGAGAGACAACUGACUCUGAGUGCAUCCAGUUGUUGCAAGAGAAGGAUACCUUGGCUUCAUCUGAAAGGAGGCUUUUGGGUGAAAGAGAAGAACUUCUGAAUGAAAACAAGGCGGUUUCGGAAAAGCUGGCUAAAAUCUCAGAAGAGUCGGCUCUUGUCGAGAAAGCAUUAAAUGAGAAGCUAAACCAGGUGAGCACAGAGAAAGAACUGACUUAUCAGAAAAACAUGAAACUUAAGAAGCAGAAUGAGACCCUUCAAAAGGACAAGGCCGUGCUGGAGGCAAAAUGUGCAGAGCUCCUAGCAGAGAAGCAGUCUACUUCCAAAGCCCUGUGUGACUUGAAGAGGAAGCACGAGCUGGACAUCUCGGCCAAGCGAGUCCUGACCCAAGACAAAGCCAAGCUCCAGGGCAGCGUUGAAACUCUGAAGCGGGAGCUUGACCAGAAGAUGGAAGAGAACCAAGAGUUGGUCAGCUUCAAAUGUGAGCUGUCUACAAUCUUGAAAGAAACUCAGAACGCCAAAACCGUGCUAGAAAAUGAGUAUUCUGCCCUGCUUCACGCUAAGCAGCUGCUGGCCGCUUCGUUUAAGAGCAGCUCCUCAGAGAAGGAGCUCUUGAGCCAAGAGAAGGCUAAGCUGCAAGAAGAAUGCCACAGGUUAAGCAAAGACCUCAAGAGAGUUCAGGACAGCCUAACCAUUGAACAUGAAGGUAGGAAGCUAGAGAAGGAGUCUUUUCUGGUGGAGAACACUCAGCUUCAGAACAGUGUCAGUUUCUUAGAGAGGGAGAAGGAACAGCUGACAUCUAAGAACAGAGAGUUGUUGGCUGAGAAGGAACAAUUGGAACAACGGAGAUUAAAAUCCGAAUCCAAAUUGGAGGACAUUGUGAAAGAAAAGGAGAUCCUUAGUGUUGAAACAGACCGACUUGCGUCCAAUAUUGAAAAACUCAAGAGUGAGUUUGCCGCACUGACCAAGUCAAAGGCAGAGCUCCAGGAACUGCACAGCGGUGUUACCAAGAUCCUUGAAGAACUCCGCUCCAGCCACGAAACCUCAGAACUGGAGCGCACUAGACUUAUUCGAGAGAAUGAGACCCUGCUGUCAGAGCAGAAGAAUCUGGUCUCGAUAAAGGAAGAGGUCUUGAAAGAGAAGGACAAGUUUUCUGAAGACUACUGCACGUUGCACAAGGAAGUCAAGCUCUUAGUGCAGGCUAACAGUGAGAUGUCAGCCAGCCUCUUGGAAUCUCAGAACAAAAACCUGGAACUCCAGAAGGAAAAGGAGGAGCUAGUCUUGAAACUGAAAGAAAUCGAGAGUCUCCAAGCACUGGCGGUAACACAGAGCUCUGAGACUACAAAAAUAGCUGAAGACACGUUGCAGGUAGUUGAGCAGUUGACCAAAGAGAAGGGUGAUCUUCAGGAAGAGAAGAUGGAAGCUGUGGCUUCACUGGAGGAUUCCAAGCGAGCCAAUCAGAAGCUGCAGAAGGAGUUGGAUACCCUUAAACAGAACAGCGUGAAGAGCCAAGAGGAGCUUCACAAGGCAAAGGAGCUCCGGGAUACAGAAGGGAAGAAAAUGGAAGAGAUGAGAAGAGAACUAGAAGCGCUGAAGCUGGCAGAGGCUGAGAAGUCCCAGCAGCUUGCAGCUCUACGAGAAGAGAACAUUAAACUUGCUGGGGAGCUUGGCAAAGGUGAAGUCACAAGUCAUCAGAAGCUCGACGAAGAGAGAUCCGUCCUCAAUAACCAGUUGUUAGAGAUGAAAAAGAGAGAAUCCAAGUUAAAAAAAGAAAUCGAUGAUGAGAGAACUUCUUUACAGAAAUCCAUCAAUAUUACUAGUGCCUUGAUCACAGAGAGAGAUGAAGAGCUGGAAAAACUCAGAAAUGAGGUCACAGUACUUCGUGGAGAAAAUGCCACUGCAAGGAGUUUGCAUUCCGUAGUUCAGUCGUUGGAGUCUGAUAAGUUGAAACUUGAGCUGAAAGUAAAGAAUCUGGAGCAGAAGCUCAGAGAGAGCCAGAAUCUACCUCCUAGCUCAACAGAUGACGUAGCUGGUGGAACCAUCCAGGAUGAAAACGCCCAGGAAAACCAGAUUGACUUCCUAAAUUCUGUAAUAGUAGAUCUUCAGAGGAAAAAUGAGGAGCUGAAAUUGAAAGUGGAAAUGAUGUCGGAGGCAGCUCUCAACGGCAACGACGAAGAAGUUGUUAUUAGCUAUGACAGUGAGGAAGAAAACCCUGCUAAGAAGAAGCCGCGCCUAUUCUGCGACAUUUGUGACUGCUUCGAUCUUCACGACACCGAAGACUGUCCGACUCAAGCGCAGGCGCCGGAUGACCCUCCACAUUCGACUUACCACGGCAGCCGAAAAGAAGAGCGCCCUUAUUGUGAAAUCUGCGAGGUGUUUGGGCAUUGGGCGACAAACUGCAAUGACGACGAGACCUUUUGACGUAGUCGAGGACCAAGGAGAACAAACUUUGCUCUGCCUGUUUGUCAAACGAGAUCCUGCACCACCGGCAGCCAAGUGUGCUAACUUCAAAGAAAGAUUAGGGCGGUGGCCCUUACUCUCAGCCUCUUUACAACCAACCUACUUAAUAGAAAUAUUUUCAUCUUCAGCAACAAAAUAUUUUAUUUCUACUCUAAAAUCAAAUAAAUAAUUUUAUUAGGGAGGUUUCUGCCACUUUACUUUUUAGCUCUUGGGUUUUCAUCGUCUCUCAGGGGAGCUUCCCUUUGUCAUGACGUUGACUUAUAGGAAAUAAAAACACUCUUAGUUUCAGCUUAUUUAAAGACCUUCAAAAGAUUAUGCUGUUAAUUUUUGUAUUUGCACUAAGCUCUUAAAGCUGCGUUUGUAUGUUUUUAGAUUUUUGUAAAGCUUUCGACACUGGAAUGAGUUGAGAGAUGAACUGUUUUUUUUAAUUUUCAUCUGCUCGGUUAUCUCUUGAUCAAAGAAUUUGUAAGCUCUGGUGCGCUACCUAGAGAUCUGUAGUGCCUUUAUUUCAGCAAGAUUUCUUAAUGGUGUGAAAUAUCGUUUAAACAAAAUAUCAUGAAGCAGGUAAGCAUACAAAGCUACUGUUGGGAAACCUUUUUAUACUGAAACUUCUAUGCUGUGCACAUUGAUGGAAUCUCUUCCAAGGUUCUUUCCACUCCUGUAAAGUUGUACAUACGUACAUAUAUAAAUAUAUAUAAGAAAAGGAUUAUAUUUUGGAAAACUUUCUUAUUAUCCUCAGUGUUUGGAUUCAUCUGAACGGACAUCUUUGUGCACACCACAGUAACUUUAUUUAAAUGACUUAACAGCCUCAAUCUUGGGAGAUUUUUUUAACUGACUUUCUGAGUGUGUGUGUGUGCGUGUGAGUGUGUGUAACAAAAAAUCUUCCAGCAAAUUUGUAUCCUGUAACAGGUUUUUAUUAAAAGUCCGUUCAGAAAUCAAGUCUUUUUUGAUGAAUAAUUUAUUUAUUUCCCCACCCUCUUCUGGAGCCGAGUUUUGUUCCAGAUGAAUGUAAAACAGAAAAUUCAGUAUUUAGUAAAUCUUGAAUUUUCUAAGAGACUAAAACCUUAUGGAAAAAGUGGAUGUAACUCUGCCACACUGAUUUCUAAUAUAUAUGUACUUUCUGAUGAGAUUACUCUGUCACGGAGUUAGUGAUGUGUACUACUUCACAUGAGUUAAAGGUGGUAGAUACCACAAUAAGUUGAUUUUAAAUCUCUUUUUUGAAUGUCUCGAACCAUAAAUGUAGAAAAGAUAAACUAUAUCUCUCCUGCUCUCUGUACAUUAUAGAGAAAUCUAACUCUUGUAUAGCUGUGUGUAUAUUAUACAUAUGUAUAUGCCUUUGGUGUAUUUUUUUCUCUCCAGAUUACAGACAGUAUUUGACACAUGAGUUUAAAGUCAACCUAAUGUAAUUUGUUUGAAAUUUGGAGUAAUGAAUGUAUUAUAGUGAUAGAAACAAACUAAGCAGGGAAAUCAGUAUUAAUCCAAGUGUACUGUAUCUUUAAUAAAAUGGUUAUUCUCUUGUCACAA